Molecule: messenger RNA, 3177 nt
Organism: Aspergillus chevalieri
Lineage: Eukaryota; Fungi; Ascomycota; Eurotiomycetes; Eurotiales; Aspergillaceae
Product: MET18/MMS19 family protein
Exons: 4
Coding region: 1-3177 (1058 amino acids)
Biological process (GO): iron-sulfur cluster assembly
Cellular component (GO): cytosolic [4Fe-4S] assembly targeting complex
Source: RefSeq, a predicted model, not a curated record
AUGUCGGCCUUGCAGACAUUUCUGCUGGUCGUUGACCAUAAUAAAGACGAAGCGAAGGAGAUUGCUGAGCGGGUUGCUCAUGAUGUCGAAACCCGGAAAACAACCCUUAUCGAAGUCGUGCAGUCCCUGGGCGAGUACAUCAACGACGAAGAUCCGAUUUUGCGGGGCAAAGCUGUCUCCUAUCUCACGGCCGUGAUCAAGGCGCUUUCUUCGAAGUACUUGUCGAGGCAACAGAUUCAGGUCCUGACGACAUUUUUUUGCGAUCGCAUUGAAGAUGGAGGCGCUGUUGCUGGGUUGGAGACGUUGCAGAAGCUGGAUCGGUUCCAUAGGGAAUUGGCAGAGGAGGUUGCGAGAGCGACGUUUGGGUACCAGGGUUUGCAAUCGCGGUCUCAGUCGCAGAGGUUCCAAGUUUAUCAGUUGCUGAAUGAGUUGAUGUUGAAUCAUCGUUCUGCACUGCGGGACAUGGGUGACGAUUCGAUUGUUGGGAUUGUGGACUUGAUGACUGGCGAGAAGGAUCCUCGCAAUCUUAUGCUUGUGUUCUCGAUAUUGAAGGUGGUGAUGAUUGAGUGGGAUAUUUCGAACCACGCCGAGACUCUUUUCGAUGCGGUGUACAAUUACUUCCCGAUCACUUUCAGACCUCCCCCGAAUGACCCUUACGGUAUCACCGCGCAGGACUUGAAGAACCGUCUGCAGGAUUGUAUCUCUUCGACGAGACAUUUUGCACCAUAUGCUAUUCCAUCCCUGCUGGACAAGCUCGACUCAACCUCCCCGAAUGUCAAGAAAGAUGCGCUUAAUGCACUGAUCGCUUGUAUACACACAUACGAUCCGGACGCUGUGUCGAGAUACUCCAUCACAAUCUGGGAAACUUUGAAGUUCGAGAUCCUCAAUGCACAGGAGGAGUUCCUCUCCGACAUCUCGCUCGAGGCUUUGCAGGGUAUCGCUAAGCGACUCUCUGAAGGCGUCACCGAGGCGUCGCCACAAUUGCCGCUUGCUCAGUACCUGAGACCAAUUAUGAAGGAAUGCAACGAGCAGUUACGGGAGCCUCAGCAGAAGCAAGCGAAGCCUUCUCAGCAGAUUUUGAGGUACACGUCUGCUGCGUCGGCCGUCUCAUUUAUCCUGACUGUGCAGAGUGUUGUUGCGCCGCUGUUGACGAUUUACCAGGAGGCUGAUGGGAUCGUUAAACAGAGAGCUCUGUUGGAGACGUUGGUUGUUUUGUUCGAUUCUGCCAUCUCAGUUUUUGGAGAAUGGUCAGCGCAUGGUCUCGAUACUAUCCUUAUGAAUCCAUUGCUAGAGUUCAAGGACCAGUUUUCUGAAAUCUUCGGUCAGGCAUUGAUGGGAUCUGCGAAGGAGGAAGUGUCUUUCCGUGUCACGGCGCUCAAGGGCUUCCUGCGUCUAUCGACCCUGCGUGACUUCUUCCAGGACAACGAGAUAGGGUUAUUCGUCCAGUAUCUCGAUGAGAUCCUGCUGGCGGAAGAGUCCGUGGGCCGGGAUGAUUUGAAAAAGGAGGCCAUCGCGGCUCUUGCUGAGAUCUCCAAGUACAAGCCGCGUCUGAUUAUGGAUAUAACUUUCCCUGCCUUUGUGGCAACGCUUCCGGACGCUGAUGAUGAAACAAUCUCCAACUACUUGCCAACUCUCGAAAUCCUCGCGCAGAUUAGCGUGGAAAAAGAUAUUUUCGAGACAUUGGUGCGUCGGUUGUUGAGCAAGUUGACUAUCCUGCUGCAGAAGGAGGAGCCCGGGUCGCCUGCAUACCCAAGAGCAAUCCUCUUGACUAUUCUCUAUGUUAUGGACCAGAGGAAGAUGGACCAAGAUCCAAACCUGGGACUCUACUAUAAGAAGAUCGUCAUGGGCUUCUGCCGUAGCGUUGCAGCUUCAGCUUCUGGCAAGGCAGCGAACAGGAUCCUGAAUGAUGCUACAGUGCUGGACACGCUUGGACGACUCUGCAACCUGAUCGUGCGAUCUGUUUCGAAAGAGCAGCAGGAAGAAGUUGCUGCCAACGUUUACACAUUGUUCGCUCCUGCAGAGGAGUUCUCGCCGGUUCCUUUCGCGCAAUCCGCUACUGAAGACCACCAGCGUACGAUGAUCAUUUCGACAUACCUCCUCGCAGGACUAUCAAAGGACUGCACAUCCAUCCCCUACACCAACCCCAACAUGUCCGAUCUCCUCUCAGACCUAAUCCAAUGCUCCAUCACCUCAACCGAGCCGGCAACACAAAUCGCCCUUCUCCGGCACUUCUCCCUCCUCGUCAACAAAUUCCUCUCCAAGACAGACCUCCCCCUCGCCACAGAAAAAUUCAACACCCUCCUCCCUUUCGGAACAGAAUUCGAAACCCUCACCCCCGAAGUCAUCAAGACAACCUUCUGGCUCUCCAAAGCCCUCGUCCUCCGCCUCGUCCCCACAACAACAACCAUCCUAACAUCCCUGCUCUCCCUCCUCUCCUCCCCCGACGAACAAACAAGCACAACCGCCUCCCGCGGCUUCGCCAUCCUCCUCAGCGACGACGAUGUCCUCUCCCCAACAAACGGUGCAAACAUCCGCCUCCUAUCUAAACAGCGCGUCUUCACCACCGUCAUCCCCCUAAUCGCGAAUAAAAUCCGACAGGUCAACAUCGCCGGAAACACCGAUUCUGAGUCCUCCCCAGCGCCAUCGCACAUCAAACCAGCACACUUAACCGCGCUUUCGGGUAUCCUCUCAACUAUCCCCCCGACCCUCGUCAUGCCCGAACUACCCACUUUACUCCCUCUCCUCCUCCAAUCCCUCGACCUCCAAACAAGCGACUCCCACGCCGUCCGCGCAGCGACACUAGAAACACUGGCAGUAAUCAUCCGCGACAACGGCGUCUCCGUUGUUGAUGAAUGCGGACACGUCCAGAGUCUUGUCACCCGUCUGCUCAACACAGCGGCUUACACUGCACCUAGUGCGAAAGCAGCAGUGAACCCCUCGCGCCUCCGCACGGACGCCCUGAAAUGUCUGUAUUUGCUUGCGCAGACACCGAGCCCGAAUGCGCCUGCUGUUGCGAGGGCGGGGAAGUUGUCGCCACUCUUGCCAGUUAAGGCGCAGGUGUUGAGGGCGUUGAAGUUGGUGCUUGAUGAUCCGAAGAGAGAUGUUAGGAAGGCGGCUGUUGAUGCUAGGGGGGCUUGGUUGAGGGGAGUUGAUGAUGUUGAGGAGGAUGAGGAUUAA